AUGAGUAGUGCCCCGCACGCGCGCAUCAGUCAGCUCGCCAGCCAUCUCAGCUCGCACGACCCGCGACAAGAAGAGAGCGACUACGCGCAGCGCGUCAAGCAGACGGCGGCGUUUCUCCAUAGCGAGCGGUUCCAGUUUGUCAAGCGGCCGUAUGGCGCCGAGGACGUGGUCAAGCUCCAAGGCACAGUGCCCGCGGCCAACGUCGGCUCGGCCAUGUCGCACAAGCUCUACAAGAUGCUGCGCGAGCUGCAGGCAGUCCAGAAGACGAGCCACACGUUUGGCGCGCUCGACACGAUCCAAGUUACUCAGAUGGCCAAACACUUGUCGACGGUCUACGUCAGCGGCUGGCAGUCGUCUUCAACGGCGUCGACGUCGAACGAGCCGGGACCGGACGUGGCCGACUACCCCAUGGACACGGUGCCGAACAAAGUGGACCAGUUGUUUCGGGCCCAGCUCUUUCACGACCGCAAGCAGUACGAGGCGCGUCGCCGCUUGACGGCCGACGAACGUGCACGCACCCCGCCGACGGAUUUCCUGCGUCCAAUUGUCGCAGAUGCCGACACGGGUCACGGCGGUCUCACUGCCGUGAUGAAGCUGACCAAGAUGUUCAUCGAACGUGGCGCUGCUGGCAUUCACCUCGAGGACCAGAAGCCCGGCACGAAGAAGUGCGGCCACAUGGGCGGCAAGGUACUCGUGUCGGUGCAGGAGCACACCCAGCGACUCAUUGCUGCUCGUCUGCAGGCUGAUAUCCUUGGCAGCCCGUUGGUUGUCGUGGCCCGCACGGACGCUGAAGCUGCUACGUUGCUGGACAACAACAUUGACCCUCGCGACCACCCGUUCAUCAUUGGCGCCACGAAUUUGAACGUGGAAUCGUACGUUGACGCUACUCGCGCUGGUCGGGAGAGCAAGUGGGACAAGCUCGCACAGGCCAAGACGUACCCGGAGGCGGUUCGCGAGGUGUUGCAAAAGGCGGGCCGCUCGGAUGCCUUGGCCAAGUGGAAUGCCCAGUGUCUAGAGCUGGGUCUGUCCGAGUUGCAGAGCCUAGCAAAGUCACUAGGUGUGGACGUUGCCUUUGACUGGGACCUUGCCCGCACUGUAGAGGGGUACUACCGUGUGCGCGGCGGUGUCGACUAUUGCAUUGCCCGUGGCCGUGCGUAUGGUGAAUACGCCGACUUGAUCUGGAUGGAGACGGCCAAGCCAGGUGUACCGCUGGCGCGGACGUUUGCUGAGGGCGUCAAAGCUAAACUUCCGCACCAGAUGCUGGCGUACAACUUGUCGCCUUCGUUCAACUGGGACGCUGCUGGCAUGUCGGACACUGAGAUCGAGACUUUCGUGACGGACCUGGCCCAGCUGGGCUUUUGCUGGAUGUUCAUUACGCUAGCUGGUUUCCACAGCGAUUCGCUUGGCAUCACCCGUUUUGCGCGUGACUACGCCAAGCGUGGCAUGCUCGCGUACGUCGAGGGCGUGCAGCGAGCCGAGCGCAACGAGGGCGUAGAGACGCUGAAGCACCAGGGUUGGUCAGGUACCGAGCUGGUGGAUGCCAUGCAGAACACCAUCACGGGUGGACUGUCGUCGACAAACACGAUGGGCCACGGGGUUACCGAAUCGCAGUUUUGA
Hyaloperonospora brassicae is the source of this 1617-nucleotide messenger RNA. The record is from the annotation of a GenBank genome assembly. NCBI's taxonomy places the organism in Eukaryota, Oomycota, Peronosporomycetes, Peronosporales, Peronosporaceae.